Messenger RNA from Mytilinidion resinicola, 1119 nucleotides. RefSeq names its product exoribonuclease. The record is from RefSeq and is a predicted model, not a curated record. Gene Ontology annotation, biological process: nuclear mRNA surveillance; nuclear polyadenylation-dependent rRNA catabolic process; U5 snRNA 3'-end processing. The coding region runs from base 37 to 915 and encodes 292 amino acids. Gene Ontology annotation, cellular component: nuclear exosome (RNase complex); cytoplasmic exosome (RNase complex). The transcript has 3 exons. Lineage: Eukaryota; Fungi; Ascomycota; Dothideomycetes; Mytilinidiales; Mytilinidiaceae.
AGGAAAGCGCGUUCCCCUCACUCAUGAAUAUCGAAGAUGCCUCGCGCAGCUGAGAUAUCUGUCAAUGAACGCGAGUUCAUUCUGCAAGGUCUCAAGGAGAACAUCCGCCUAGAUGGCCGACCCUUUGACGCCUUCCGAAGUCUCGAGCUCAAUUUCGGCGACGAGCAUGGCGUCGCAGAUGUCCAGUUAGGCAAGACUAGAGUGAUUGCAAGAGUGUCCGCAGAAGUCACUGCGCCCUUUGUAGAUCGCAAAUUCGAUGGCAUUUUCAACAUCAGCACCGAAUUCUCGCCAAUGGCGUCGCCUGCAUUCGAAAUCGGCCGUCCUACAGAAGCCGAAAACAUCCUUUCCCGAAUCCUUGAGAAAGCUAUCCGUCGCAGUGGAGCCCUCGACACCGAGUCACUCUGUAUUAUCGCAGGCUUGAAAUGCUUCUCACUGCGCGCCGACCUACACAUCUUAGACCAUGACGGUGGGCUGAUUGAUGCGUCCUGCAUCGCAGUCAUCGCCGCUUUACAGCAUUUCCGGCGACCGGACGUAGCGGUGGAGGGCGAGAAUGCGACGAUCUUCAGCAUACGAGAACGCGAACCGAUACCACUGUCAAUCCUCCAUCACCCAAUCUGUGUGACCUUCUCAUACUACAACGCUGGAGAAAUCAUGCUGAUGGACGCCAACCUUGCUGAAGAGCAGGUCCGCGAGGGAGAAGCGGUGAUUACAAUGAACAGACAUGGCGAAGUCUGUCAAAUCGCCAAGUAUGGGGGUGUUUCGGUGGACCCAAUGGCUCUACUGAACUGCACUAGUGUCGCGCUGGAAAAAGUCAAGGACAUCACUAAAUUCAUCCAGCGGAGAUUGGAGGAGGAUGCGAAGAAGAGAGAUGUCGGUGGCUUGAUUGCGGAACUCAGCGCUGAAAACGCUAGAUGAUGGGCGGUACGCCAUACGACGAGGCCAGUCGACUUGUGCAAACUCCUUGAUCAAAGGACUGACGAAGUGGAUCUUGCUUGGAAGCAUGUCAGAUGGGCACGAGUCCUCGAUGAUAUGAGAUACCCUUCUGGAUUGGGUAUAAAGGCUUCGAAACAGCGUUCGUACGAAGUCGCGCGAACUGGUGCAAAUGCCGCACGAAUAAUU